AUGGCGGAGGCAAGCGGUGGUGAAGAAGUGACUACUAAUUCUGAUGAUAGAAUUGCAAAAUCAGAUGACACAGAAUCACAUCAAGAGAAACCCACUUGUAUUUUGUGCCUUGGUAUGGCUGGAUCAGGAAAAACAACAUUUGUGCAGGUAUUUUUAAAGUUCUAGGUUCCUGGCCUAUUCUACUUCUAGUUUUAUGACUGCUGCUUGUGAAUGUUAACGUUUACCAUAUUGCCACGUGCUUUAAUGCUUUAUGAAAUAUUCCGAAGCGCGGAUCUAGGAUAAAUACUGACCGAUUUCCUAAACGAUCGCCGAAGGCGAAAGCCUCUAAUAUAAGGGGGUCAGGGGGCAUGCUUCCAUGGCAAUUUUUUUAAGUUUUAAGUCCCCUUUCCUUUCCAGAAAGGCUAUUGGCCAGUUCCAUUCUACUCGGAUGAAGCCUUGCAAAUCGGCGAACUAUUUCAUUCUUGAUUUCAACUUGAAAAGUUGUUGUGGGUAACAAGAGGAACCUGCAAUCCUAAUUUCCAGGUUGUUAUUAUGCAUGCAUUGCAUGUAUGAAGCCAGCAUCUGUUUGGACUUCCAGUAAGAAUGUAUGGAAUGCACACAACACAAUUUGAUCACUGGCGUUUGACCUUCUGUUACUCGUAAUCUGAUCACGCAAAUUUGAUCAUGUGCCUUUUUGACCAUCUGUCACGUGGAACUUUCGCAAAGCACAGCGCUGGAACAAAAGCGUUUUGACCUUCAAUCAUUGUCACCAGCACUAACUAAAGUAAUAACCUUGGUUAUUACUAGUAUAUAUAUGUUGUAGUUAAUUUUUUAUCUCAGGUAAUUUUUAUUUUUCCUUUUGUUUAAUCUUCAUUAGCAUACAUUAACCUACCCGAAAACAAAAGAAAUAAAAAAUAACUUGAGAUAAAAAAUUAACUGCAACAUAUAUAUAUGUAUAAAGGAUGCGGACAAAACUUUGAGGGUUCAGAUUCCUGUCAUCUGAGGGGGUGCGGAUAAAAAAAAUGGAAUGUCCCUUGAAGGAGGUUGAUAUUUUGGAUUGAAAGCCUUUGCAGUUACCUCAGAAAUCUGCCACUUCAUAGCCUUCAAGCAAUAACAGCAAAAAAAAAAAAAAUUAUUUACUUUUGCUCAAAUUAAACAAGAAGUUCCCUUGCUGCAAUUUCAGUAAAAAAAAAAAUUGGCGGGGGGGAGGGAAUUUUCAUACGCUUCAUUCAUUUAUUACACAUGAGUGAAAAUUUCAUCUUAGAAAAUGGUGAAAAACAAAUUGCCCUAUAUGAAAUGGCAGCUAGAGAGGUUUCAUUUGAAUUAUUUGUCACACUGCAGGAUUUUAUUUUACAGUCUCCAAAGUUUUUACUAGACUCCAUCAUUAACUCUGGGUUUGGAAGAGGGCCGUUUAACAAUAAUAAUUGUUAAAUAAUUUCUGAAACUAUGUAAUAACAAAUUUCAGAGACUCACAGCACACUUGUACGCCCAGAAGGAGACACCUUAUGUGGUAAAUCUUGAUCCCGCUGUGAGAGAGGUACCCUAUCCAGCAAAUAUUGAUAUCAGAGAUUCUGUCAACUACAAAGAAGUCAUGAAACAAUACAAACUAGGUCCAAAUGGAGGCAUUGUCACAUCAUUGAACCUGUUUGCAACAAGAUUUGAUCAAGUUAUGAGUUUUUUGGACAAGAAACGCUCAACUGAUUUCAAGUAAGUAAGAAAUUGUUUAUCUUAGAAUGGGUCAUUUCUUUUAGUAAUAUCAUGGCUGAAAGUUAAGCAGCUUCUCUUGUUCUAUUCCCAACAGCUUGAAUGCAUAGUUCCGCGUCAAUUUGGGCAUGCAUUUCAGUAUCGAUUCUGUUGCAUUAAUGAUCAUAUGUUCACUUGUUAAUUUGCACAAAUUAUAACUAUUACACGACAACAUUAAUUUAUUUAAUGGGUUCCAUGCAAAAAUGUCCCCAGACUGCUUCAUUAUUAAAUUAUGUAAAACAUAAUUUUUGUAGUAUUAGACACCUUUAAGGCCAAAGGUGAGGUGAAAAUUUGAAAAACACUUGCCAUUCAGGCAAGCUGUAGCUGAAAUUUACCACCCCAGAGCAAUCAUACAGGCCUACCCACUCUCUUCUUUUUUUUUUGGUUGCUUGCCUAUUGGACAACUCUCGAUCAUGGCAUGCUUCAUUAGCCACAGACAGCUCCUUUGUCAUGUCCUGCCCAUGUUGGUCCACAAGAAAAAGAAACUGCACUAAUUACUGUGCAUUUUAAAUGAUAUUUUAUUGCUAUAAUAUAAUAUCUCUCUCCUUCCCCCCAAAAUAUUCUUGGAUUGUGCUCGUUAUCUUUUUUGUAAAUGGAAAAAUAAUGAUAAAGGUGACCAAUAAUCAGUAAAAAAUGGAAACAGAAAUGAGAAUAUAAUGUUAUUCAUCAUUGUUUGAAAUGAUAUUCUUAUUACACUGUUACAGUGUCUUGUAGAACUCCUUUUAAAACUGAUCAUGACAUUUCAACCAGUUACAGCCUGUAAAGCAGUGAGCAAUCAAAAAGUCAUGAUCAACAUCAAAGUUAGUAUUAUAAACUAGUAUAAGUUGGUAUUAGUAACAAUGAUGUUGAUAUUAUGAAAUGUGCUAGUAGUUGUCUAAUUUAGUUGCAGGUAUCAUUUCAUGUAGUGCGAUAUACGUAUAUUUUUUAUUCAUUAUGGGUAUUAUAUUCCAGAUAUGCAGUAUUUGACACGCCAGGCCAGAUUGAGGUGUUCACUUGGUCUGCAUCAGGAGCCAUUAUAACUGAAGCACUGGCAUCAUCAUUUGCGACAAUUGUAGUGUAUAUAAUUGACACAGCAAGGAGUACCAGCCCAGUUACAUUUAUGUCUAACAUGCUAUACGCUUGCAGUAUCCUGUACAAGACAAAGUUGCCUUUCAUUGUUGUUUUAAACAAGGUAAGUAUUAUUACAUUUAGCCUCAUUCUGCAACUCAGUAAAAAACCUUCUUAGAGACGAAAAGUCAUCUGACAAGCAAAUAGUCCAAAAUUCUUCAAAUGCUUCCACAGCCUGGGCCAUUGAGGAUGUCAUUUCAACCCCCAAGAUUUUUAAGUUUUCCUUUCUGGCAGUGAAGCAUAAUCAUGAGGCAGAUACUUCUGAAAUCAUGGUCUGAUGUACUUCAAAAAAUCUGAUGAUCAAUGAUGCACUUAAGCCAGGGUCGGCCAGGGGGGGUAGUGGUAUACCAGUAUACCCGCAAAAAAUUUGCCAAAAUACCCCAAAAUACCCAAAAUUCAUCCAAAUAUACCCAAACGAAGGUAGGUAUACUUUAUACCUGAAAUUCAAAGAAAGUGAUAUACCGAAUACCCGUAUUUAAGCUGCAAUAUACCGUAUACUCGAUUUAAAAAGCCCCUGUAUACCGUAUACCCAAAAACCCUGGCUGACCCUGACUAGCAAAGUACAAGCAGUAUGAACUUCGCACGUACUCUCUCCUUAAAACAAUAACAACUGGUCACCCCUGCCCAGUGGUUUUAAAAAAAAUCCGUAAGAAUUUCUUUAAUCUUUCAAAAUACUGCAGAUAUGAAGCAAAGUGUUGUAGUAUUGGCUUCCCUACAGGAAUGCAAAUUAACUUCAAACAGUUUGACCAGCAAUGUUUAACGCUGGAAGACACUAAACUCCUGGGCCGGGUUGUUCAAAGCUGGGUUAUGAUAAAAAAGGGUUAGUGCAAAAUUUGGAUUUAAAUAUGAAGGUAAAAAAACCAACUCAAUUUUAAUUCAUUUUGUCUACAAUUAUUGGAAGAUUGGACACUCUAAAAAGAAUACAGAAAUUUUCAGAGAAAAUGCUUUUGAACAAAAGAAAAAGAAAUUGGGAUUAAAAUUUAACCUUGGGUUAGCACUAAUCAGCUGGGUUUUUGCAGGGCUCAAAACAUUUCUCGUCCAGUAGUCCAGGAUACACUUAUGUCCAGGAUUGAACUCUAGCACUUUGUUCCUAAAGAUAGAAAAGUUUGACAAGUUUGUAAAAUAAUAGAUGUAGGAAGACACUUUCAGAUCCUCUAUAAACAAAAUUGUUAGCUAAGAUAGGGAAGAAGUGGCCCUAGGCAAGAAAAAUGUGAGACAAGCUGGAAUUCAAAUUUUUUUUUUUCCAAUCCCUGCAUGCAUAGACCCGUAGUUUUAGUCAUUCUUUCUUAUGUUUAGACUGACAUAGUGGACCACAACUUUGCUGUUGAGUGGAUGCAAGACUUUGAGGUUUUUGAGGAAGCUCUAGCACAGGACACAUCAUACAUGUCAAGUUUAACAAGAUCCAUGAGUCUGGUAUUGGAUGAAUUUUACCAAAACCUUCGAACAGUGGGCGUGUCUUCAGUGACAGGAGCUGGUAUGGAUGAGUUUAAAAAGGCUGUGGAUGAUGCUGUGGUUGAGUUUGAAACUCAGUACAAGCCAGGUAGAAAGGGUCUUUAAAACUUAAGAGAAAAUAUGAACAUCCAUUUUCUGCACACUCUUUUGCAUUCAGUUUUUAUGGUACAGUGUACUGCCAGAAGAACUCCUUUCUCAUAUCUAGGUCUUCCAUGCAUCGAUCUAAGAACGAUUACUGCCAACUCAGGUCGAUUAUUUCAUUUCCAUGGCUAUAGAUUAAUGAUUAAAAUCUAGUGAAAUAAGGUUUCUGAAGAAUGCAUAAAAGAGGGGCUUAUUUUUUGAGGGGCUUAUCUACGCAGAGAAAUUUGCGUUUCAAAAUCAAUUGGGCUAGCCUUUUAGUUGGAAGUAAAUUUACCGUUUUUGCUUUGUUUUGCUUUGUAUUUGAGGGCUAUUUUCCAAGUACAAGCCCUCAGGGGGCUUAUAUUUGGACGUGGGUUUUUUGCGUUACCGGUUUGGGGGGCUUGUAUUUGGAGGGCCUAUACAUGGAGGGGCUUUUUUUCGGAAUUUUACGGUAUGUGAUGUGAGAGGGAGAAACAGCAAGGGGGGGGGGGGGGGGGGGGGGGGGGGGGAGGGGGGGGGGGGGUUCCCUCCCCCCCCCCUCUCUUUUCUUCCUUUUUUUUUUUUUUUCCCCCCUUUUCCUUUUUUUUCCCCCCCCCCCUCCAAAAACCCCGGAAAAGACCAUUCCCCUUUACCACAUACAUAAUUAAUAAAAUUUUGUGCUUAUUCUAUACUUUUUUUUAAAUUAGAGAACUGAAAAAGAGAUAUGGUGGGUAGCUUGCAGUAUCUGUCUAUGUGGCGAUUGGAUAGCUUUGGUGUUGGGGGGUGCUCUCUGCUAGGGUGUUAUAAGUGGGGUGUCGGGUCAUAUCAAAUACAAUGUAAAGUAGGGGAAGUGGGAAGGGGGAGGAGGGGGGCGGGGUGAGGGGGGCGGCGGGAGUGAGUGAGUGAGUUCCCUCCUCUCUCCCUCUCUCUCUCUCUUCCUUCUUAUUUUUUCCCGCUCUCUUCCUUCGUGUCACACUCCACUAUCUGAAAGCCUGGAAAAGGCCAUUCUCCCUUUGAAAUAUGUACCUAUUAUGAAAUUCUGGCGUAUCGUUAAUCUUCUUCAGAAUAUGAAAGACUGAAAAAGGACAAAGAAGAAAAAGCAAGAAAAGAAAAGGAGGAUCAACUGAAAAAAGUCAAACAGGAUCUAGGUGCUGGCAAACCUGUUGCGAUGGAAACAAACCCAACUGGUGCCCAUGCGCUUGCAUCCAUGCAUGCAACUCCAUUCCACAUCUCCCUAGGGGCGGACUUAGACAGUGAUGAUGACGAAGGGACUGGGGAGGAAUUUGAUGAAGAAGAAAUGAAAGAACAUGAGUCUUUUAAGAGAUAUUUGGAAAAAGAGAAACUAAAGAAACAAGCUGGUACAGACCAAGAAUAA
This is a messenger RNA of Porites evermanni, 5755 nucleotides long. The record is from the annotation of a GenBank genome assembly. NCBI's taxonomy places the organism in Eukaryota, Metazoa, Cnidaria, Anthozoa, Scleractinia, Poritidae.